Molecule: messenger RNA, 3346 nt
Organism: Odobenus rosmarus divergens (Pacific walrus)
Lineage: Eukaryota; Metazoa; Chordata; Mammalia; Carnivora; Odobenidae
Gene: PEAR1
Product: platelet endothelial aggregation receptor 1
Exons: 22
Coding region: 1-3117 (1038 amino acids)
Cellular component (GO): membrane
Molecular function (GO): protein binding
Source: RefSeq, a predicted model, not a curated record
AUGCUGCCCCCUCUGCGCUCCCUCCUUCUGGCCCUGGGCCUGGGCCUGGCUGGAGCCCUCAACCCCAACGACCCCAACACCUGCAGCUUCUGGGAAAGCUUCACCAUCACCACCAAGGAGUCCCACUCCCGCCCCUUCAGCCUGCUCCCCUCGGAGCCCUGCGACCGGCCCUGGGAGAGCCCCCACAGCUGCCCCCAGCCCACGGUCAUCUACAGGCCGGUGUACCGCCAGGUGGUGAGGACAGAGCACCGGAAGCGUCUGCGGUGCUGUGUGGGCUUCUACGAGAGCCGGGGCACCUGUGUCCCUCUCUGCGCCCAGGAGUGUGUCCACGGCCACUGUGUGGCUCCCGAUCGGUGCCAGUGCGUGCAGGGCUGGCGGGGCAGCGACUGCUCCAGCGCUUGUGCCCCAGGCAUGUGGGGGCCUCAGUGUGACAGGCCCUGCCACUGCGGGAACAACAGCUCCUGUGACCCCAAGAGUGGAGCCUGCUUCUGCCCCUCCGGCCUGCAGCCCCCACGCUGCCUCCAGCCCUGCCCCUCUGGCCAGUACGGUCCUGCCUGUCAGUUACCCUGCCAGUGCCAUGGAGCACCCUGUGACCCUCAGACCGGAGCCUGCUUCUGCCCCCCAGAGAGAACGGGACCCAGCUGUGAGAUGUCCUGUCUCCCCGGCAUCGUUGGCUUCUGCCCCAGCACCUAUCCUUGCCACAACGGGGGUGUCUACCAGGCCUCCCAGGGCUCCUGCAGCUGCCCACCUGGUUGGAUGGGCACCAUCUGCUCCCUGCCCUGCCCAGAGGGCUUCCAUGGACCCAACUGCUCCCAGGAGUGCCACUGUCACAAUGGUGGCCUCUGUGACCGAUUCACUGGCCAGUGUCGCUGCGCUCCGGGCUACACGGGGGAUCGGUGCCGUGAGGAGUGCCCCGUGGGCCGCUUCGGCCAGGACUGUGCCGAGACGUGCGACUGCGCCCAGGGCGCGCGCUGCUUCCCGGCCAAUGGCGCGUGUCUGUGCGAACACGGCUUCACCGGGGACCGCUGCACCGAGCGCCUCUGCCCCGACGGCCUCUACGGCCUCAGCUGCCAGGAGCCCUGCACCUGUGACCCAGAGCACAGCCUCAGCUGCCACCCGAUGAGCGGCGAGUGCUCGUGCCUGCCGGGCUGGGCCGGCCUGCACUGCAACGAGAGCUGCCCGCAGGACACGCACGGGCCCGGCUGCCAGGAGCACUGCCUCUGUCUCCACGGCGGCGCGUGCCAGCCCGACAGCGGCUUGUGCCGGUGCGCGCCCGGCUACACGGGCCCGCACUGCGCCAGCCUCUGCCCCCCCGACACCUAUGGAGUCGACUGCAAGGCGCGCUGCUCCUGCGACCACGCCAUAGCCUGCUCGCCCGUCGACGGCGCCUGCGUCUGCAAAGAGGGUUGGCAACGUGGUAACUGCUCCGUGCCCUGCUCCCCCGGAACCUGGGGCUUCAGUUGCAAUGCUAGCUGCCAGUGUGCCCACGAGGCAGCCUGCAGCCCCCAAACUGGAGCCUGUACCUGCACCCCUGGGUGGCAUGGGGCCCACUGCCAGCUCCCCUGCCCGAAGGGGCAGUUUGGUGAAGGCUGUGCCAGCCGCUGUGAGUGUGACCACUCUGACGGCUGCGACCCUGUUCGUGGACACUGCCGGUGCCAGGCUGGCUGGACGGGGACCCGCUGCCACCUGCCUUGCCCCAACGGCUUCUGGGGAGCCAACUGUAGUAAGAGCUGUACCUGCAAGAAUGGGGGCACCUGCGUCCCCGAGAACGGCAAUUGCGUGUGCGCCCCCGGAUUCCGAGGCCCCUCCUGCCAGAGAUCCUGCCAGCCCGGCCGCUAUGGCAAACGCUGUGUGCCCUGCAAGUGUGCCAACCACUCCUCCUGCCACCCCUCGGAUGGGACCUGCUACUGUCUGGCCGGCUGGACAGGCCCCGAUUGCUCCCAGCCAUGCCCUCUAGGACACUGGGGAGCCAAUUGUGCCCAGCCCUGCCAGUGCCAGCAUGGAGGCACCUGCCACCCCCAGGAUGGGAGCUGUUUCUGCCCCCCAGGCUGGACUGGACACCUCUGCUUGGAAGGCUGCUCUCCCGGGACGUUCGGAGCCAACUGCUCCCAGCCAUGCCAAUGCGGUCCUGGAGAGAGGUGCCACCCGGAGACUGGGGCCUGUGUGUGCUCCCCAGAGGACAGCGGUGCACCCUGCAGGAUUGGAAACCAGGAGCCCUUCACCAUGAUGCCUACCUCUCCGGUGACCUAUAACUCGCUGGGGGCAGUGAUUGGCAUCGCAGUGCUGGGGUCCCUGGUGGUGGCCCUGCUGGCGCUGUUCGUUGGCUACCGCCAUUGGCAAAAAGGCAAAGAACAUCAACACCUGACGGUGGCCUACAGCGGCGGGCGCCUGGACAGCUCCGAGUACGUCAUCCCAGAUGUCCCCCCGAGCUACAGCCACUACUACUCCAACCCCAGCUACCACACCCUGUCACAGUGCUCCCCGAACCCCCCGCCCCCUAACAAGGUUCCAGGCAGUCAGCUGUUCACUAGCCUCCAGGUCCCCGAGCGGCCAGGGGGUGUGCAUGGCCUGGAUAACCACAGCACCCUGCCUGCUGACUGGAAGCACCGCCGGGAGCCCCCACCAGGGCCUCUGGACAGGGGUAGCGGCCGCCUGGACCGAAGCUACAGCCCCGGCUCCAGCAGCCACGGAGGCCCAGGCCCGUUCUCUAGCAAAGGGCCCAUCUCUGAGGAGGGGCUGGGGGCCAGCCUGGCUUCCCUGAGCAGCGAAAACCCCUACGCCACCAUCCGGGACCUGCCCAGCCUCCUAGGGAGCCCCCGGGAGAGCAGCUAUGUGGAGAUGAAAGGCCCUCCCUCAGGGUCCCCCCCCAGGCAGCCCGCUCAGCUCUGGGACAGCCAGAGGCGGCGCCGCCCCCAGCCACAGAGAGACAGUGGCACCUAUGAACAGCCCAGCUCUCUGACCUAUGACCGAGCCUCUGUGGGCUCCCAGCCCCCACUGCCUCCGGGCCUGCCCCCUGGCCACUACGACUCACCCAAGAACAGCCACAUCCCGGGACACUAUGACUUGCCUCCAGUACGGCACCCCCCGUCACCCCCGCUCCGGCGCCAGGACCGCUGAGGGGUCAGGAUGGCAUGCAGGGACCAGCAUACCCGUUCUUUGCUGCCCGAGGUUGGGGACAGAGCCUGCUGUACCCUGCCAGGAGCAGGGAGAGGACCGGCAGACCGUGAACAUGAGCACGUUUACUAGAGGAAGUGAAUGUGGAGGGGACAGGGCCUGGCUCCCAGCUUCCAGCGUGGGAGACCCUGGUCAGCAGGAAGCCCGCGUUCCCUUUCAUCCAUGUUCCAAC